Chrysoperla carnea is the source of this 1087-nucleotide messenger RNA. RefSeq names its product solute carrier family 25 member 35-like. The record is from RefSeq and is a predicted model, not a curated record. Lineage: Eukaryota; Metazoa; Arthropoda; Insecta; Neuroptera; Chrysopidae. The transcript is spliced from 4 exons. The coding region runs from base 87 to 1016 and encodes 309 amino acids.
UACACUGUAGUGGUAAAAUGUAUUUCUGGGUGCUGCUUCACUUUCUACAACUAAACUACUAAACAAGAUACUAAAAGAUAUCUAGGAUGGAUUUUGUGAUAGGUGCUGUCGCAGCUAUGGGAGCUGCUCUGUUUACUAAUCCAUUGGAAGUUGCAAAAACUCGGAUGCAGUUACAAGGAGAAUUAUUAGCUAAAGGGAAUUAUACAAUACACUAUAAAAAUGCUGCUCAUGCCUUAUACAUAAUAGCCAAAAACGAAGGAUUAUCAGCUACACAGAAGGGUUUAGCUCCUAGUUUAUGGGUACAGUUCUUUCUUAAUGGCAUAAGAUUAGGAACAUUUCAAUUUGCACAUUCACAUGGAUUUAUGAGUGACGAAGAAGGAAAACAAGUAUUAUGGAAAACAAUGAGUAUAUCUUGUAUUGGUUCUGUAUUAGGAGGUGCUAGUGCUAGCCCAUUUUUUUUAGUCAAAGCUCGAUUACAAGCGCAAUCAACAAGUGAUGUAUCUGUUGGCUAUCAACAUAACGAAACCGGAAUGAUGAGUUCAUUACAAAACAUUUACAAAGACCAUGGAGUCAAAGGUUUAUUUCGAGGACUUGACGCUAGUAUAUCCCGCUUAGCUGCUGCAGGCACUGCGCAAUUAACCACCUUUACAGUAGUGAGAGAUUGGAUGGUUUCCGAACAACUUUUAACUAAACAUCCAAUAGCCCAAUCUUUUUGUGCGUCAAUGGUUAGUGGGGUUGCUGUAUCUGUUGUGAUGACACCAUUUGAUGUUAUAUCCACAAGAAUAUAUAAUCAAGGUGUUGAUUCAUCGGGUAGAGGGAUGUCAUACAACGGUUAUUUUGACUGCGUUGUGAAAACAUGGCGCAAAGAACGCUUAUAUGGUUUUUUUAAAGGAUUAGGAGCAAAUUACUUAAGAUUAGGACCACAUACUGUAUUAUGUUUAGUAUUUUGGGAUGAAUUAAAUAAAUUUUAUAUUAAAUUCAAUGAAAUUAAAAAGUUUGUAGCAAUAAUUAGUUGAUGUUUAUUUCUCGUAGGCUCAUUGUAAUUUUGUAUAGUUUAUCUUUAGUAUUGUUGUUAUAAGUAAUUUUA